UAGUUUCUGAACUGAACUGAAGCUGUGAGCUAAUCUUCCUCUUUAGGUCCAAAAACAUCUUCAGUUUUGUUUGGUCAAAGUUGAGGAAAGUUUUGGUUUAAAACUCAAAGUUAAGCAACAAUCUGAUAAUUAAAGAAUUUCCACCAUUUUUCAGUCUCUUGUUAAAUAUCAGAAAUGGCAACAAAAUAAUGAAAAGUUAUUUAUAAAUAAGUGAGAAAACUAAAUAUUUUGUUUUGUAUUCCAACAAUAAGGUGAUAGAAGACUGACUUUACAACUGUCUAUGUGGCUCUGAAGUUUCAGGCUAGUUUCUAGUUGUAAUAACUGACUAAUUGUUCUUUAGAUCCAAAGAUAUUGAUUUUUGUUUCCAUAAAAGCUGUAGAAAGUUUUGGCACCCCCAAACUGAUUCUUGCUUUUUAAAUUGAUCAUGUCGGUGAUUCAGCUGCAGUGACUCCUGUGGGUUUUUUUUGCAUGAAUAACUUAGAAGUGACAGUUUCUAUCUGAACCCUGUUGGACACGAGCCGACUGAGAGUUUUCUAAAGGCACGCGUCCCUCAGGGUGGGGAGGGGUCGCAGUCGGUUGUUGCUUUUGUCCUGAAGGGAACCAAUCAGGCGGCGAACGCGUGCCGGCUCCGCCAUAUAUAAGCCCACCGACUCUUUUAGGAAGCACAAAUUAUUUCCUCUUCACAUUCUGAGCUCAACAAGUCAUGAAGUCUCCUGGAAAGUCCUUGAAGGAAGCUCUGGUCUGCGCUCAGAGCGAACACCGGCUCACUGUUGGCGUCUAUGAAAGUGCUAAGAUCAUGACAGAAGACCCGGACAGCGUGUCGUUCUGCGUCCUGGCCACGGACGAGCAGUUCGAGUGGGACGUGGCCCUGCAGAUCCACUUCACCCUCAUCCAGUCCUUCUGCUUCGACAACGACAUCAGCAUCGUCAGAGUCAGCGACACGCAGCGUCUGGCCGCCAUCGUCGGAGACGAGCAGGAAGACGCGCACUGCGUCCUCAUCACGAACCCGGCCGAUGGGUCUUGGGAGGACCCGGCUCUGGAGAAGCUGCACCUGUUCUGCGAGGAGAGCCGGCGGCUGAACGACUGGGUUCCUGAGAUCAGCCUCCCCGAGCGCUGACCCGGCUCUCUGCCGCUCACCUGAUCCGUUCACACCUGGAAAUCCUCAUCCCGACCGGGAUGAUUCCGUUUCCGGUUCUUUCCUGGCCGCUCCUGAGGAGCUAGCAUGCCCGGGCUAGCAUGGCGCCGGCAGCGCCGCCGCCCCCACAGCCGUCCGUGCCAAGAUGAGCCUGGUUCUUUCUGCGAACGAGGCCGGGCACGCGGCGGGGGGCGGCACACCGUCGACCCUCAUUCUUUGUGCGGAUGAGGUUUGGAGAGGGAGGAGAAGAGGCGAGUUCUGCGUCCCGUGGUUCCCACGGAGCGAACGUCGCCACGUAGAAGCACGCGCAGCAGGAGAAGAAGCGGUGCCGAGGAAGAAGCGGCCAUCUUGGAAAGAGACUUUUCAGAUGUUCGUCUUCGGCUGAGCAACAUGGCAGCAGUUGCAGUCAGCGGAAAAGUUUCCCACUUUCCAGAAUUGUCUUAAUUCUCUAAAGGUUUCACUUUAGAAGUUUAACGAUGACAAAAAUUAAUCUAGAAAAGUCUAAUCUAAAGGUUUCACUUUAGAAAAUGACAAGAUUAAAUUAUUGAUAAAACCAUAAAAAAAAUUGAAUAAAA
This is a messenger RNA of Xiphophorus maculatus (southern platyfish), 1710 nucleotides long. RefSeq names its product growth arrest and DNA damage-inducible protein GADD45 gamma-like. Gene Ontology annotation, cellular component: cytoplasm; nucleus. The transcript is spliced from 3 exons. Gene Ontology annotation, biological process: regulation of cell cycle. The record is from RefSeq and is a predicted model, not a curated record. NCBI's taxonomy places the organism in Eukaryota, Metazoa, Chordata, Actinopteri, Cyprinodontiformes, Poeciliidae. The coding region runs from base 704 to 1117 and encodes 137 amino acids.